GAUGUAAUUCCUUUUCCGCUAGCGCUUAGCAGCCGGUGUCUCUUAUGUUGACAGCGAGCGACGGUAUUUGGCUCAUUACGGGGAAAAAUGGCAUCGGCGUCCAACUUUUACAGACUCAGGUGCUCCGUUCUUGGACACGAAAUGGACGUCAGGGGUCUUGCGACCGCCGUAUUCCCAGAAGGAGCGUUUGUUUCUGUGUCCAGAGACCGGACCGGAAGGAUCUGGGUACCAAACUCAAGCCCAGACAAUUCUUUCGCAGAGAUGCAUUGUGUGACAGGCCACACCAAUUUUGUAUCUUGUGUAUGCAUCAUCGCACCAAGUGAAACAUAUCCACGAGGACUUAUUGUCACUGGAGGCAAUGAUAACAACAUUUGUGUUUUUACUCUGGACGGACCACUGCCUCUUUACAUACUUAAAGGUCACAAAAAUACAGUUUGUACGUUAUCUUCCGGAAAGUUCGGGACACUUCUGAGUGGCUCCUGGGACACAACAGCCAAAGUGUGGCUCAGUGAAAAGUGCAUGAUGACGUUGCAGGGCCAUUCUGCAGCAGUGUGGGCCGUGGCAAUGUUGCCUGAACAAGGACUCAUGCUGUCCGGAUCGGCAGACAAAACCAUAAAGCUAUGGAAAGCUGGACGAUGUGAGAGGACAUUUACAGGUCACGAAGACUGUGUCCGAGGACUGGUUGUAAUCAGCAGCACUGAGUUCUUCUCCUGCAGCAACGACACCAGCAUCAGGAGGUGGCUGGUGACAGGUGAAUGUGCACAGGUAUACUACGGCCACACCAACUACAUCUACAGCAUUGCCGUCUUCCCCAACAGUGAAGAUUUUGUAAGCACAGGGGAGGACAGGACUCUCAGAAUAUGGAGGAAAGGCGAGUGUGCUCAGACCAUCCGCCUACCUGCUCAGUCUGUGUGGUGUUGCUGCAUUCUUCCAAAUGGAGACAUUGCUGUGGGAGCAAGUGACGGCAUCAUCAGAAUCUUUACCGAGUCAAAGGACCGCGUGGCCAGCGCUGAGGAACUUCAGGCAUUUGAGGACGAGCUCUCCAAAGCCACCAUCGACCCUAAGACAGGAGACUUGGGAGACAUCAAACUGGAGGAGCUACCUGGAAGGGAACACCUUGACGAGCCUGGGAACCGCGAUGGGCAGACACGGCUGAUCAAGGAUGGACAGAAAGUGGAGGCAUACCAGUGGAGUGUCAGUGAAGGCCGCUGGAUGAAAAUUGGAGAUGUGGUCGGCGGCUCAAACCAGCAGACCUCCAAAAGUGUCAUGUAUGAAGGCAAGGAGUACGACUUCGUCUUCACCAUCGACGUCAACGAGGGAGGGCCGUCCAUGAAGCUGCCCUACAAUGUGUCAGAUGACCCUUGGCUGACGGCACACAACUUUUUGCAGAAAAACGACCUCAGCCCCAUGUUCCUCGAUCAGGUCGCUAACUUUAUCAUCGAAAACACUAAAGGACAUGAGGUCGGACCCGCACAGCCAGCAGGUGGUGACCCUUUCACUGGAGGAGCUCGUUACAUCCCUGGCUCGACGGACGGAAGGCCAAAUUUUGGAGGCGAUCCAUUCACAGGCUCUGGUCGCUACAUCCCAGGCUCAGAACCAAACCCAGUGGCUCCUGUAGGCGUGGCAGAUCCCUUCACAGGUGGAGGCGCUUACUCCUCAUCAACCCUACGACAGAAAACAACCAACAUUUACUUCCCCAAGACUGAUGGCGUCACCUUCGAGCAGGCUAAUGUUUCACAAAUCGUCGGCAAGCUAAAGGAGCUGAACGGAGGCGCCCCUCAAGAGCACAAACUCUCUGAAGACAUUCUAGAAAGCCUCGAGAGGCUGCUCGUGUCCGUCUGUGGGUCUAACGCCACUGAGUGCUCGCCAACUAUUCAGCAAAUCAACCUCCUCUGGAAGGCCUCACAUUGGCCUGAAGAUAUUGUGUUUCCUGUCCUGGACAUUAUGAGGCUGGCUGUGCGUCACCCGCAGGUAAAUGAGAGUCUGUGCGGUGAGGCGGAGGGCGUCCAGUUGUGCAACCACCUCCUGAGCCUAAUGAGGCCAGAGGGACGGCCCGCCAAUCAGAUGCUGGCGCUGCGGAUUCUAUGCAACUGUUUCAACGGCAAGCACGGCCAAGCACUCCUCAUGGCCCAGCGCGAAGCCGUCCUCUCACGGGCCGCCGACUUGGUCACCGUCUGCAAUAAGAACAUCCACAUUGCUCUCGCCACACUGGUGCUCAACUAUGCCGGGUGCCUGCACCAACGACCCGACCUGGAGGCCAAAGCGCAAUGCUUGUCUGUGGCCAGCAGGGCUCUGGAGACCGUGCAAGACAAGGAAGCUGUGUUCCGGCUGCUGGUCGCUCUGGGGACCACAGUGGUCUUCGACCAAAUGGCCCAGGACCUCGCUCGCUCGCUGGGGGUCAACACGCAGAUUUCUCAGUUCUUAUCUGUAUCCGAUCCUUCAAAGGUGGCAGAGUGUUGCCAGCUGAUUUUAAAGGAACUACAAUGAUGACAAAUGACAAUAAAUUAAGGUGAAAUCAUUUUAUUACAACCACACUGUUUGCUCAUCAUGAUGUGGAGUCAACUUGUAGGUUGUACAAUAAAAAGGACACGUUUCAAGAGGAA
Messenger RNA from Nerophis ophidion (straightnose pipefish), 2603 nucleotides. RefSeq names its product phospholipase A2-activating protein (gene plaa). Gene Ontology annotation, biological process: proteasome-mediated ubiquitin-dependent protein catabolic process; ubiquitin recycling. Gene Ontology annotation, molecular function: ubiquitin binding. Lineage: Eukaryota; Metazoa; Chordata; Actinopteri; Syngnathiformes; Syngnathidae. The record is from RefSeq and is a predicted model, not a curated record. The transcript has 14 exons. The coding region runs from base 88 to 2487 and encodes 799 amino acids. Gene Ontology annotation, cellular component: nucleus; cytoplasm.